CUCACAGAGUUGCGCAAAAAAAAUUAUUCUCUCUUCUGUGUUUCAGAUAAGGCUAUCUCCACCGUCAGGGCAGUGGCACGCACUUGCAGACUGUCAUCAAUGCGACUACAGCCUGCAAUCUUACAUCCAUAAUUCACGAAGCUAUUAGAAGAUAUAUGAUUUUUUUGAUGUUAUGGGCGGAUCUGCGCGUUCAUGGCUCCAGGGUCACACCUUCUCCAGCCAGCUGUGUAUGAACACGACGGGUCUCCGCUGACUGUUAACAGCCGCUGACCGACAGUAACCCUCCCAGCGACGACGUUAAGUGAGGGAGAAGAAGAAAAAUUGGGCAAUUUAAACAGCUUUAAUUGGAGAACUUGACAGCGCCUUUUAACAAAUGCAGGGUCCUCCACUGGGCAUGCUCCAUCUGAUCUGAGAGAGGAGCUGAGCGCCGUGUGAAUAACCGGCAGUUUGGGCGUUUUUGAGGAGGUUUUUGUCGCCCUCUUAUCUCUGAUUUUUAUAUAUUUAUUUCUGUUUAACCACGCAGCACAGAAAAGAGAAAAGCUCCCUUCAAAUAGACUGACUUCUUAUGAGCAAUGCAUGACUGAAAGAGAAAGUCUGGGAGCAGGAGAGCAUCUCUCCGCUGAGACAAAGACCUGCUGUACAGUGGUGGUGUGUCGUUAAACGCAGAGAAGGAGCGUCGGUGUGAAGGAGGCGAGUCUGUAGGCAGCAACAGAGGAGGGACUGAAGUCUCCAUCGGGAGCUGACGGACAGGCGCUGUCCGCUCAGCACCACCGCAGUCACCUUGCUGUGAAAGUCAUAAACCUGCUCAGGACUGAUCUGAUCAAUUACCGCAACUUGGGGAGUCCAAUGAGCUGGGGGUUUUCUGCUGGCGGGGGGACAUUUACCAGCGUCUGUCCUUUUAUCUCGACAUCUUGGAUUUUCUGACGAUGUGACGUCUAUUCUUAAUAUGAUUGGUUGCAAUUAUUUUAGACUUCGAUUCAAUACCCCCCAUUGAGUCUAGCAGCUAUCAGCGUUUUUCAUCCUCCAGUUGCAUGGCAGGUGAUCGUAGAAAAAACAGGGUUUAGAGGGGAUGCAGCCUGAUGCGUGUCAAGCAUUUCUUUCGUAGUUGCUGAGAAACGACAGGUUGCUGUGUGCGCUGCUUUCCCUCAAGUAAUUGUUUAUCACCGCUGUGUAUGGUUGCACGGGGCGCCUAGACUUACCUUUGCGAUGAAGGGAACUUAUUGGAGAAAUGCCUAAGGGACGCAAUGGGCCUGAGCGACGACAAGGAUCGCAUUGUGAUAAACGUGGGAGGGAUCAGACAUCAGACAUACCGCAGCACCCUGCGCACCCUACCUGGCACUCGCUUGUCCUGGCUGGCCGAGCCUGACGCACCUAACCACUUUGACUAUGAUGCCAAGAUCGAGGAAUUUUUCUUCGACCGCCACCCUGGCGUUUUUGCACACAUCCUUAAUUACUACAGAACAGGUAAGCUGCACUGCCCUGCUGAUGUCUGCGGGCCCCUCUAUGAGGAGGAACUGGCCUUCUGGGGCAUUGAUGAGACAGACGUGGAGCCAUGCUGCUGGAUGACUUAUCGGCAGCACCGGGAGGCAGAGGAGGCCCUUGAUAGUUUCGGCGGGGGGGGGUUGUUAGACCUGGCGAGCGAUGAUCCGGAGCCAGAGCAAGAGCACGCUGAGGAUGAUGUGGAUGAAAUGACAAGGAGGCUGGCGCAAGGAGACACUCAUGAUACCAGGAGUGGAAGCCUGUGGAGCCGGUGGCAGAAACAUGUUUGGGCUCUGUUUGAGGACCCUUACUCCUCUAAAUAUGCAAGGUGGGUGGCUCUGGCCUCGCUGUUCUUUAUUCUGGUGUCCAUCACCACCUUCUGUCUGGAGACCCACGAGGCCUUCAACCCCAUCAUCAACCGAACUGAGCUGGAGGUGGUGGACAACGUCACAGUGGAGCACACCUACCAGGAGACUGAGACUGCGCUCUACCUCACCUACAUUGAAGGGGUUUGUGUGGUGUGGUUCACUUUUGAAUUUCUAAUGCGAAUAACUUUCUGCCCGAAUAAAUUUGACUUCAUUCGAAACGCCCUAAACAUCAUCGACUUUGUGGCCAUCCUGCCCUUCUACCUGGAGGUUGGCCUCAGUGGGCUCUCUUCAAAGGCAGCUAAGGACGUGCUGGGUUUCCUCCGAGUUGUCCGCUUCGUGCGGAUCCUACGUAUCUUCAAGCUGACCCGUCACUUUGUGGGACUGAGGGUGCUGGGCCACACGUUGAGGGCCAGCACCAAUGAGUUCCUGCUCCUCAUCAUCUUCCUUGCUCUCGGUGUCCUCAUCUUUGCUACUAUGAUCUACUACGCAGAACGGAUUGGAGCUAACCCCAACGACCCUCGAGCCAGCGAGCACACACACUUCAAGAACAUCCCGAUUGGAUUCUGGUGGGCCGUGGUGACCAUGACGACCCUCGGCUAUGGAGACAUGUACCCCAAGACGAUCUCCGGUAUGCUUGUCGGAGCCCUGUGCGCUCUGGCAGGUGUGCUGACCAUUGCCAUGCCUGUCCCUGUGAUUGUCAACAACUUUGGAAUGUAUUACUCCCUGGCCAUGGCAAAACAGAAACUACCAAAGAAAAAAAAUAGGCAUAUCCCUCGGGCACCCCAACCAGGUUCUCCAAACUUCUGUAAGUCAAGCAUCAGCUCCCAACCUCAGAGCCCCAUCCCCCAUGACGACGUUUUCGAGAUAAAGUUUCAAGAUUCCAAGCUGAACGGUGAGGCAGCUAACGCAGCUCUGGCCAACGAAGAUUGCCCUCAUAUAGACCAGGCCAUAUCUCCAGAGGAAAUCUUCAGCCCUAGCGAGAGAGAGCGGCCCUGCUUCCUGGUCACCACUGCUGAACGCCCUAACCACACAGGGGGCAGAGUGAGGAGGGGUUAUGAAAAGCCUUGGAGCCUUAACAGCAUGUCUGGCAUGAGCGGGGAUGCCUCUGGAGUGUCCUCAGUGUCCGCCCUGCCCUGCAGCCCACCCUGUCUAAUGCAGCACUCACAUUCUCCCAUCCCAUCCAUUAUGUAGCAUGGUUGAGUAGCAGACACAAUGCCAUUGGAAGGCCAGUCCUCACACUCCUGCUUUUGUUCAUUUUUAUUUGUUUAUUUUUCUGGAAAACUGUAUUUUAACUGUGCUAAUACUCAAGCCUCCCAAGUGUUCUCCUUGGGUGUGUCAUCAUAUCCUAGACUAGAAACCAUUGGCACAUGCCACUCUGCAUGGGUCACCUCAGUUGCAGACAAAGCACUGUUCUACUUGUACUACAGGCUAACCCCACUCUUUCCCUGUGUUUACAUCAUUGCCUGUUGCUCUGUUGCUUUUGAUCUCGCAUACUAUUCUGCCAAUAACUUUUAUCUCAUCUGCUUUUUACAAUUUUGUGAAAGACAUUUUCAUUUUUUAAACAUAUCCAAAAGGUAUCAUUACCAGCUGUUAAGGGAACUCCUCUUAAGUGCUUUGUACGUUGCAAAGUAGAGACGUUAUCAUUCUGAAGUGCAGUCCAGACCAGACUCAAUGUAAUCUGAGUGGCCAUCAAAAAAAAAAAAACAAACAAGAAAAAAUUGAACAUUAUGUUCAUGAUUGUCCAGUGCAAUAUGGAGAUGAUGACAAUUCCUAUGAUACUAGUGAUGAAUACAUCUAAUGUCAACGGAACUUUUUCAUUUGCAUGAACUGCAUGAGAAAACAUUAAGUUCAACAAGAAGCUAAUUGUAUUGCAGUACAUGUAAGAAAAAAACAUUUUUCUUUCAAAAGCUUUAAAGCUUUGUCAUUUUUUAUGCAUUUUCAGACAGCUUUACAAGAGACUCAGUCAUAGCAGAGGUUUUUAUGUAGCUGCCAUUCUUUGCCUUUCCCCAAAUUCUUAUAUUUAUUUUGUUGUAUUUAUUUGACUGGGGCCUCCAACUAAAAUAGUGUGAUUUAACUUGAACAAAUUGUCAUAAAGCCAACUAAUGCUGUUAUGAGCAUAAAUAGUUUUUAUACAAAUAUAUUUACUGGUAGUUGUGAGUUUUUAAACCGUAUCUGUAGUCUGCAGCAACUGUUAUUACUGCUGCGAUGCCUAAAUUAAGGCAAGACUCAUGAAUUAUAAAACAACGGUGCCUUCAUACCUGGUGAGGCAAAGUAAAAGUGAGUAAUAAAUUGACAUAUUACGCAAGUGCUCCCAGUGUAGCAUCAGUACACUUUAUAUCAUGCUCAUAACAGUGUAACGAAAGCUUUAUUUAUAAAGGUGCACCUUGUACCUUGUGCACCACCCUAGUACCCGCACUCAUAGUAAAAAUACCUUCUUGGUUACUAUUGUUACACCAUCCAACACAUUCUAGGAUUUCCCCCACAGCUGAAAUAUUGACUUUAUACAGUAGUCCCAUCUCAAUUAAAGUUUUGUAUGAUAAAGCACAAAAUAUUAUUAACGGGGACCAGGCAACUUUACAGAGCCAAAAUAUGUUGAGUUAUGAUCAGCCAGAGGUGUCAUGAUGACUCCUACAAUAUGUAUGUCUGUUGAUUUAAAACAUCAAUACAGUUACUGUUAAAUGUAUUGAUCCUGUCCCAAGAAUUAUGCACAAUUUUUUCAGGGCACUUUAACAGAUUUUAUGUUGACCAAUCAGAAAUGUUAAUUUCUAGAAGAAGAUAUCAACUCAUCUACGUUUUGUUUUUAUUCUUAAUGAGCAGAGUUCUACAUUUUGAGUCUUGUCUCCUGUGGUAAUUAAUGGACGUUAUAUAUUUAGAAAAAAAACUUGUGAAGAUUUGAUGUGAAAAGAUGCAGGUGAAUUAUAUGCUCAUGCAA
This is a messenger RNA of Micropterus salmoides (largemouth bass), 4779 nucleotides long. It is a transcript of the gene kcnc1b, whose product is annotated as potassium voltage-gated channel, Shaw-related subfamily, member 1b. The coding region runs from base 1245 to 3038 and encodes 597 amino acids. Gene Ontology annotation, cellular component: neuronal cell body membrane; dendrite membrane; axon. NCBI's taxonomy places the organism in Eukaryota, Metazoa, Chordata, Actinopteri, Centrarchiformes, Centrarchidae. Gene Ontology annotation, biological process: potassium ion transmembrane transport; protein homooligomerization. The transcript is spliced from 4 exons. The record is from RefSeq and is a predicted model, not a curated record. Gene Ontology annotation, molecular function: protein binding; delayed rectifier potassium channel activity.